AGUCUCCGCAUCCUUCUUUGGGAGAAGAAACAAAGAAACAAACCUAACCCAGAGCUUCAGAGCAUAAAAAUGGUGCAGCGGCUCACCUAUCGCAAGAGGCAUAGCUAUGCCACCAAAUCCAACCAACACCGGGUCGUCAAAACCCCUGGUGGGAAGCUGGUGUAUCAGACCACGAAGAAGAGGGCUAGUGGCCCCAAGUGCCCUGUAACUGGGAAGAGAAUCCAAGGGAUUCCUCACUUGAGACCCGCUGAAUACAAGAGGUCUAGGUUGCCUAGAUGCAGGAGGACUGUGAACCGCCCCUAUGGUGGAGUGUUGUCCGGCAGUGCUGUCAGGGAAAGGAUCAUCAGAGCCUUUUUGGUGGAAGAGCAAAAGAUUGUGAAGAAAGUUUUGAAGAUUCAGAAGGCCAAGGAAAAGCAAGCUUCUAAAGCCUAAGUUGUGUGUUUUGUGUUGUGCAAGACAUGACUUGCUGGUUUUAGAGACAAACCUAUUUUUGGAUACAUCUUAGCAUUGAGGAUUCUUGAAUGUGUAUUUUCAUGUUUUUUGGGAUACUCAGAUUUGUAUUUUUCUUUAUGUUUUGUUGAAUGUUUAUCUCACUUAUGCUAAGAUUUUGUUUUGCAUGUUA
This is a messenger RNA of Ipomoea nil (Japanese morning glory), 622 nucleotides long. RefSeq names its product 60S ribosomal protein L34-like. Gene Ontology annotation, molecular function: structural constituent of ribosome. Gene Ontology annotation, cellular component: cytosolic large ribosomal subunit; ribosome. Gene Ontology annotation, biological process: translation; ribosome biogenesis. The transcript has 4 exons. The record is from RefSeq and is a predicted model, not a curated record. The coding region runs from base 70 to 432 and encodes 120 amino acids. NCBI's taxonomy places the organism in Eukaryota, Viridiplantae, Streptophyta, Magnoliopsida, Solanales, Convolvulaceae.